UCAAGAGCGGCGUGCAGUUAACACCGGCCGGUCUGAAGUGUACUUACUGCAGUGGUACUAUGCGGCAGGCAUAAACACAACUUUAAACUUCCCAAUCACAGUGAAAGGGUUACAAAAGCGUUGGAACUGAAUUUCAAAACAAGGAUGCGCAGAUCAAGGAUUACUAUUAAACCCAAUGUCAGGCCAGGGGGUCGAGCUGUGGGCCCUACAGCAGAAAACAAGACUUCUCAAGAGUCUGUUGACAACACCCCACAAACCAUUAAAGGGGAGCAAAUAGACAGACCACCACCCUCUUCACAGUCACACCUGGAUGUGAUAGAGCCUGCUGUGUCCACAGGAAAUGUUCCCAGCUGUCUCUCGGAGAAAACAUCUGUUAAAACGGAUGAUAGAGCGCCCUCUAGUGCCAGCACACCUGCAGCUCCAGCACUUCAGAGGAGAAAUAGGAUUUCUGCCACACCAAACCUGAUCAGACCCAAAAUCCAUUCUGUUCCCCGUUUAUCCACUGGCAAAGCUGCUGCUUCUCCAUCAGUGCCAUCCAAGUCUUCUCCUGAAACCUCUACCCCACCUGCUAUCAUCAAAGAUGAUUCUCAAAACUCUACAUUCUCAGAUUCCACCAAUAAACAAACUACUGCAACAUCCAAGAGUCCUCCAUCUUCGCCAUAUCUUCCAUCUGGUUGCCACGAGCCUUAUGUCAAGAAAACAUCUGUACCAGAAUUUCCAUCUUCUAUAAAACGUCAACAAGAGGAUCAAACUCCCCUAAAAAACCCAAAUGAGGAUUCUGGGUCCCAGGAAAGUUGCUCUCCAUAUGUAAAGUUGUCACGUUGUGAUGGACCAGGAUCUCCCCUGAAGAACUCGGACAUGUCAGACAAGCAGCGGGUUUUAAGAGCCCUCAAACUGAAAGAACUAAUGAAGCUGGAGACCAGGAAAGAAAGAAUGAAGAGGAAAAGUGGACGGAGUUCAUCCGAGUAUAGCGAAGAAGUGGAUCGUAGCAAAAUGACCCUUGCUGAUUAUAUUUAUUAUCUACCAGAAUCAAAUCCUAUGAAGUCCUCCCUUUCCAUGGAGCAGACUCCAGCAGAGACCAUUGUACCACCAUCACCCAAGGUGCCAACAAAGAUUGCAGAAGCAGAGCAAGAAGAUGAUGAUGAUGACGAUGGUGAAGAUGAGUUGAUGGUUCCCAAAGUCAGGGUGGCAGAGGAUGGCUCACUGAUUUUAGAUGAAGACAGUUUGACAGUGCGUGUCCAGAGGACAUCUGAUACAGUUGUAGAGAAUGCAACUCCACUGUUUGAGAGGGGCAGUACUACAACAUACAUGAGCUUCAGAAAGUAUAGCCAUGUGAAGUGCUGGUCUGUUCGAGAGACAGAUAUGUUUUAUCUGGCCAUCAGCAUGGUGGGAACAGACUUCUCCAUGAUGGCUCAGCUGUUAACUCACCGAACCAGAGCUGAAAUAAAGAGUAAGUUCAAGAAGGAGGAGAAAACAAAUGCAUGGCGAGUGGAUAAAGCAUUCAGAAACAAGCGGCCAUUUGACCAGGAGUUUUUCAGUUUCCUGCUGAAGAGGAUCUUGGAAAAAGACAAAGAUAAAGGCAAAUCGAUAAAGCUGGUUGUUAAAGCCAAUAAAGGAAAGAAAGGGAAAGGUGGUAAAAAAUCCAAGAAGCAUAAGGAUGGCAACAUCAAUGAUGAUAUUGACAAUGAUGAUUUGGACACUGGAGAUAGAUCUUUUCUCGAUUUAGAAAAGGAGAAUGAGGACAGUAGUAACGUGAAGGGGUCUGAUAUUGCAUCAAGUACCAGCAAGAAGUGUAAGCGCAAAAGAAACACAGAGCCCAAACCAUCGUCAUGUGAGAAAACACCCAAGCCAUCAAAGAAUCAGAAGAAGAAGAAAUUAAAACUAGAUGAAGGUAAAGAAAGUGAGAGUUUGCACGUAGAGGAUGAGUCUGUGAACGCUGAGAAUGAAGAUCCAUCAUUGAUGACAGUAUCGAAAAAGAAACGCAAACGUUCAGGAAAGAGUGAAGAGAAGAAGUGUGAAGAAGAGCCAGAAGAGAGACGGAAAACAAAAAGGAAAAAAGAAUUAGUUGAAGUACAGGAAGAAGACCCUGUUAAUACUGAUGGAGAAAAUGAUCCGGCAGGUACGGAGCACAAAUCUGCUGAUCCAUCUGAGACAUGCAAGCGCUCCAAGAAGUGUAAAGAGAAGCCAGCGAAAGGAAAACAGAAAACUAAAAAGAGCAAAAAGUCUCCGGAAGAGUGUGCUGGAGAAGAUGAACUAGAUGCUUUGGCUGAAGUCUCAACAGCAGGCCCCGAUGCUGAAGAGGAUCAGGGGGAGGAGCUCACUUCACAAACAACCGCUCAGGAGGAGAUUCAACAAAAGUCUUCAAAAAGGUCUAAGAGGCCUCUGCCAAAUUUGCCCAAAAGAAAAGGCAAAAAAUGCUCUGAGCCAAAGGCACAAGUGGAGGAUGAGGCUCAGGAUGAGAACUGUGUAGAAACUGAGAAUGAGCUCAACAGUCUUGCUGAAAGUCAGCUCCAGAAACAGGCAGUUGUUGUUUUGGAGAGAACUCCUCCAAGGCUUAUAAAGACACGUGAAUGGUCUGAAAGUCCAGACCAGCCACAGACCUCACAGAGCCUAAAGGACUCUCCUGGUCGGCAGAUGAGAGCAGAGAAGGUCAAACGUAAUCUUACUGCUUUAGAAGGAGUGGGGGGAGAGAUUGAGGACUAUCAGACUGGUUUAGAGUCGGAUACAUCAGCAGAGGAUAUGACAAUGGAGGCCUUGUCCUGUAAGGAGGACAUCCAAGAAUAUAAAGCAGCAUAUCAGCACGAGGAGGAUUUGAAUGUGCAUCAUUUGACCAAAGUAAAUGGUCAGACGCUGAGCCCAGUUGAGUCAAUGUCUCAUAAAGAAGUAAACAGUUACCUCUUGGACGACACAAAAACUACUGAAGACAAUUCAACAACCUCUAAAAAUCAGCUAGAUGCAGUAUCUAACAAAGCCAGCACUGUCCAUGUGGAAGAGGAUAUGGAUGGUCCUGAGGAGAAGAGCUCAUCUGGUAUUUCUCUAGAAGAGAGGGUCAUGCUACAUCCAGAAAUUAAGGAAUCUGAAGAUGCAGACACCCUGCGUUCCCACUGCAACUCCAUUCCUGUGGAAGAAACCGUGAAAGCCUUGAAUAAAUGCCCGGAAAAUCUGGAGGAACAACCCACAACUAGUGAAACUUUGAAGGAGAAGGAAAUUCAGGAUGAGAAGGUGAGGUUCCAGGAUGAUGCCCAAAUAACGGAUGACAAUCUUUCCUUUACAUCAGAUGAAGAAACUCCAACAGUGAAUAUCGAAGUUGUUCAGGAGAUUUUGUCCUUCCUUGAGAAACCAGAUCAUCCCCUCACCACACCAUCAGAUGAAGAUGUUCCGGAAAGAGAAGGGCAGCUUGAAAUUGAUCCGGUUCAGACCUGUAAGAAAACCGAACAAAUAACUGAUCUGGAGGACUGCGAUUCAGAUUCAGAAACAAUGACUGAAGAACCUCUUGAGUCGAAGACAGCUACUUCAACAAGACAAUCUGUUGAGGGUUCAGUAGUUUCUGCUCAACAAAGUAUUAUUCCAGAGUGGCAGAGUAAACCCAUACCAAACUUGACACAGGCAUCCCAAAUCAUGGUCAACUCCCAACAGACCAGAGAACCUUAUGAAGAUUCGAUAAAUGAGAUUGAUGAUAAGCCUGGAUGUCAGAGCCCUGCUAAAGCGAUGCAUUGUGAACUGGAUUUAAGCAUGAAGGACGUCUCCACAGCAGAUAAGCUGGUGUCAUGUGAGGUUAAUUUGCAGAAGUGUGAACAAGCUAAGGACCCCCUGACUCCUGUCCAUGUACUUGGCACAAAACCAACUUCAGGUCCAUCCGUUUCAUUGGAAGACACUGCCACAGGAAAGAAAAAAACAAACCCGGUUCUCACUGAUGCAAUAGUAGCACCACCUGAAACAUGCAGUCAGAUUUCACCAGAAGUUCUUGGUGGCAACACACGUGAUAUGAACACGAUGCUGUUUUCGGCUGAAGAUAGUAAGGAUAUGAACUACAUGGGGGAGAUGCAACCUUUAAACACCAAUUCAGUACAGCAAGACCUGUCAAAAGCUUCUGGGGAUUUGAAUGCCCCUGUUAAAGGAAAUGCAGAAUCGGAAAUAAAGGAUUCAGCUGGAAUGGAGUCAGAUAACCAGACAGAGGAGGAGCCCACUUUUAUUUUAACCCUGUAUGAGAUUCCCACCUCUCAGCUAUUUGAUGAAGCUUCCUUUGGGCCCCAGGACAUGUCCUCUUAUGACCUGCACCCAGCAGAAGUGUUUACACCUCAGCUGCUCUCAGACCAGUCACAGUCAAAUCCCUCCAUAUUAAAGGAUUCCAGUUCACUUCUGCACAUGAAGUCAGAAGAGAUUGAGAAGCAUGUUAGCAGUGUCUCUCAGCAGGUGGUGGAUCAUUCGUCUAUUCCUGAUUCAAAGGAUAAUGCCAGUUUAGAUUUAGUAUCCUCGCAGAAAAGCAGCUUUGAUGUAGACACCUCAUUGGAUCUACGAGGGAGCCAGAAAAUCCUCUCGCGUAAUGCUUCUGUGCCAGCAGAUGUUACCGAUGUGGUGCAGUUAGAUGAGAAGCCGUCAGAAUCUACAGAAACAAAGACGACUUCUCAAAGGAGAAGCAGGAUAAAGGUGAAGCCAAACCUAAGGCCAUGCAUGAAGGCUGGGCCCUCAAAAGCUGGCCCAUCUAAAUGUUCUCCCAUGCAGAAAACGACACCCAGUGUUAAUUUACCAACAUCAUAUACUGCAGCAAAACAAGUUGAGAUGAAGUCCAAUCAGAAAACAUCUUCACAGGAAACUGUCAGCGCUUCAUUUAUUCCCUGCAUUCACUCAGAUUCUGAAGAAAGUGAGAGAGAGACACAUCCUGGACAUGGCAGUCUGCUGUCCACUACCAGUCUGCCAGCUUCUGAAGAUAUUAAAGAUGAUAUUCACAUCAAGUGGAAAAAUAUUUUUAAUACUGAUAUCCUAAUGGGCAAUGAUACUGCUCUUGAUCUUUCAGUGAAAGAUGUAUCCAAUGUACCUGAUCUACACAACACUGACAUUGAGGAGUCCAAGGAAAAAGUUGAAGACAGUUGUGGAGGUCCUUCACACUUGGUUUUGGUUGAUGCCUUUGCACUUUCUUCUGGAGACAUGGACGACACCAGACUUCUGAAGGCCUUUGAGAAUAGGAGACUUCUCCCUACAGUUAAUGACCAAAAGGAAAAUUUGGCAGAUGUUUCUAAAGAGCCUGAAGCAUCAUUUGUGGCAUCUGCAUCUCAAGACGAGACCGAACCCUUUAUAAGCACAUGGACUAAAGAGGAAUCUUCAAGACAGAAGCCUUCAAAACCUCAGAUAAAACAAGAGAUCGAUAAAGUGGAAGAGAGAACUGAACAGGAAGAUCUCUACAAUAAUUUAUCAGGAGAUUCAGGCGCAAUGCUGACCUUACCUGACGAACUCAUAAAGACGAAGCAACAGCUUACAAAACUCACUGAUGCAAUGACAUCAACACCUGCUGAAACACAACCUGUGGAGAAGAAGACUGGGGAGGUGUUUCUGGAGGUUACUGAAGAAAAGAAAGAUGAGGUUUAUAUGAAGAGUGAAAGUUCUGUCCAUCUUCAUCUGCGGUCAUGUGAAGACCCAUAUGCUGCCUGCACUAUAGAGAAACAACAGAACCUCACAAAAGAGGAAGACCAGGAGGUAAAGGAGCAUGAGGAUGUUUCACACAUGAUGUUGGAUGAUAUAUUCGUCCCUGUCUCUGAAGGAGUGGGAGAUGAUUUGGCCAAAGAAAUAAUGACUGUUAGAGAGGGAAGCUCUCGUGAAGCAGAAAGAUCCCAGGUAAAAGAGCAUCAAGACAUCUCCAGCACAUUUUGUGCUGUGUCAGAGUCACAAAAUGCACCAUUUGUGUCACCUAAAAGAAGAAUGGCCACAAAAAAAGGCCUACUCAAGGUGAAGAUGAUUUUUCCCAAAAGGAGAAGUGGAGCGUCAACCGCAACAUCGAAACAACAAGAUGUUUGUAAUCUUCAAUCAAAUUCGGAACAGAGUGAAAGCUCAACGAAUAAUUCAACUCCUUGUGGAAGUGAAAUUAGGGAGACUUUAUCAUGUGCUGAUCAGUCAUACACUAAAUCAUCGGCUGCUGAGGAGGCGUGUGAGGGUGUUUCUCACACAGUGCUUUCGGAUAUACUGGUUCCUGUACUUGACGAGAGUCACGAGACCGAAAGUAGCCAAUUUCACCAAGAGGCCUUAUUGGUUGAGGAGUCAGUUACUGAAAGACCAGAUACGAAAAGAAAAAAUUUAACUGCAAGUCGAUCUGCGGGGGAGAAUAUACCUUCCUGCAGGAGAGCUCAUUCCCUGGACACUCAAGCUGAGGAUGAAUGGUCUCUCAAAAGUUAUAUGCUUCCAAUAGACUCAAAUGAAAUUGAGAACUGGUGUGAAGGAGUUUCCCACAUGUUGCUGUCAGAUGCGUUUGUGCCCGUCUCGGAGGAAGAACACAUCGUAGACCAGAAAGGAUUUGGUGCAAGUGGCGCUCACACAGAUGGGGAAUAUGCUGUAAGUCUACCAGAAUGUAGGAGGACAUCUGACGAUGCAAAGAAAGAACAUCAAGUAGGAAGCAACUCUGACAUGCAAAAAACUGUUGAUAAACUUAUAGAAAAACCGCCAGCAUCACCAACAAAAAAAUCACCAGGAAGGCAAAGUACUUUCCAGAUGACGCUACGAUCACCCGAAAGAUCUUCAAAAAAUCAACUUGAUAUUCUCAAGUCAGCUCGUGCUGUCCCAAAAACACCUCAGCGAGCAAAAGAUAAUAAAGAGUCAAGUGUUCAAACUCCUACAAAAUCCCCAAAAAUGGCUCCGGAAUGCAGGAUCCAGCUGGAGAGGCUAUCUUUAGCGGAAAUCUGCCAACAUAACCUGCAACCAAAGCAUCACAGCACACCUGUCAAUGUGAAAACAUUUUCUCAAGCAAAUGAAAGCAGAAUGACUGGCUUUGCGUCACAUGCUGCUCAGGAGCCAGCCAUGCUGCCAAGUGCCUGGCCAAAGGUUGUCCUUAAUCGUAUGAACAUAAAGGCUGUUGAUGCGGACAGCUCCACGUCUACCUCAUCCCCAGCCAGAGCAUCUACCUCAACCUACCAACCACUGGAUGAUUACCAGUCACCUCACAGUAACCCUCCUGAAUCUGAUUCGGAUGCUGUUGAGGAGCCUACUUCAGUUUCUCAGUUUUUCCUCGACGACAUUUUUACUGAAGUGGAUGCAGAUUGAUUCCCGAUUGAGACCUGCUGCUAUACAAGUUUACUGCACUAAAGUCUUUCCAGUGUCUUGAAGAACUGUUAGUCAUUUUAAAUACUUUGUUUGUUUGUUACAUUUUAUUGACAAAGGGAAAAACUAAUAAUCCACAAAUACAUUUCUGUUAUGGGGCCUUUGCCUCGCAUAAAUAUCACACAAAUGUGAUAAGACAAUGCAGAACUGUUCUUGAGGUUUACCAAUGACUGCCUUAUUUAUUUCUAUUUAUUUUAUGAUAAACGUUGCUUAUGAUAAACAGUCUUGUUUAUUUUUUUCUGACAGCAGUUUGUGUUGCAAGAUCUUGUUUUGUUCAAAUACAAAUUUUUGUUUUUAAGGUUACUUUGCGUUUCAUUGGUCGUCCAUUGACCCAGCAUUCCUUGACUGUUCUUUAGUGAAGUUUUAAAACAUGUCCAACUAAAUGUGUUUUGAUUCAUGUGUUACAUUGCUAGUUAUUCUAUCAUCUAUUAUAUAAUCGUAGUGUAUAACAGCUCCACUAUUUUGAAUGCCACUUGUUACACAAAUGGUUUGCACAGCUUUUGAAUUAUCUUGUGUAACACUUAGACUACAUCACUUGUGGCAUUCCCUCAGAAAAAUAACAUUAACAUACAUUUUUUUUUUUUAAAUCAAUA
Paramisgurnus dabryanus is the source of this 7895-nucleotide messenger RNA. RefSeq names its product BDP1 general transcription factor IIIB subunit (gene bdp1). Gene Ontology annotation, cellular component: transcription factor TFIIIB complex. NCBI's taxonomy places the organism in Eukaryota, Metazoa, Chordata, Actinopteri, Cypriniformes, Cobitidae. Gene Ontology annotation, biological process: RNA polymerase III preinitiation complex assembly. The record is from RefSeq and is a predicted model, not a curated record. Gene Ontology annotation, molecular function: TFIIIC-class transcription factor complex binding.